This is a messenger RNA of Plenodomus lingam JN3, 1440 nucleotides long. Lineage: Eukaryota; Fungi; Ascomycota; Dothideomycetes; Pleosporales; Leptosphaeriaceae. The record is from RefSeq and is a predicted model, not a curated record.
AUGUGUUGUGUCUACCUAGUAGUAGAGUAUGCGCUGCUUUUCUCAAACGUCAAGCCUUGGAUGCUUCAAUGCUGGAUCGAGGCCCAGAUCAGAUGCCUGCAACCACGUGUGGUCUGGGGUGUUGUUGGCGUCACAGGGUCCAGCUGCAAGACCGCGUGGGCGCAAUUGCGACCCAACGCUGACCCGGUUCCCAAGUUUGAAAAAAAAACCUUCCGUGACCGCGAGACACCCUUUUCCCCACCCGAUCCCACCAGUAGCAAAAUGGUGCUCCAAGCAAUCAAGUACUCACGAGGCCGGCUCGAGAUUCUCGACCAGCUGAAAUUGCCCCACAGUGAGGAGUAUGAUUCCAUGUACUCGUCCACCGAUGCAUGGCACGCCAUCAAAGACAUGAGAACGCGAGGGGCACCGGCGAUUGCCAUAGUGGCCGCCUUGGCCCUCGCCGUCGAGCUGGCCAAUAUGAAGCUCUCAUCCAUAGCCGAGGAAGUCAAAGUCUUCGUCACAGAGAAGCUGGACUACUUGGUCACCAGUCGGCCUACGGCUGUCAAUUUGGCAGAUGCAGCGGGCAAGCUGAGGAGAAUCACCGAGGAAACUGCCGCCAGGGACGGUGCAGAUGGGGAGUCGGUCAGAGAAGCAUACAUCGCAGCAGCAGAGCAGAUGCUGAUCGACGAUGUGAGCGACAACCAAAACAUUGGAAAGCAUGGAGCAGAGUGGAUAGCGAAGAAUACACCGGCGGGACAAAAGGGACCCGUGAGCAUGUUGACCCAUUGUAAUACUGGCUCUCUGGCAACCGCAGGCUACGGAACAGCGCUUGGCGUGAUUCGAUCCCUGCAUGCUGCUGGCUCCCUGAAGCACGCUUUCUGCUCAGAGACUCGACCCUACAAUCAAGGCUCGCGGUUGACUGCUUUUGAGCUCGUCCACGACAAGAUCCCAGCCACCCUCAUCACUGACUCCAUGGCUGCCGCGCUUCUCCGCCUGCGAGGUACCAGCGAGAACAUGGCUGCUAUUGUCGUCGGUGCAGACCGUGUGGCAGCCAAUGGAGACACGGCCAAUAAGAUCGGAACCUACUCCUUGGCUAUCCUGGCCAGACACCACGGUAUCAAGUUUCUCGUCGCAGCUCCCCGUACCACGAUUGACAUGAACACCCCAUCUGGGGCUGACAUUGUCAUUGAGGAGCGACCAGGCAAGGAAGUCACGCUGGUCAAGGGUCCAAGGUACGACGGUGUUACUCUAGACCUCGCUGUGGUGGAGACGAUCAGCAUUGCCGCCAACGGUAUCAACGUUUGGAACCCGGCUUUCGACGUCACCCCUGCAGAGCUCAUUGAUGGUAUUAUUACCGAGGUUGGUGUAGUAGAGAAGGAUAGCGAUGGGAAAUUCCCAUUGGCCAGCGUAUUCGAGGCGGAGGGGUUGAAGGUGAAGCCAUCUACGGUCGGAGGGUGCUGA